Molecule: messenger RNA, 967 nt
Organism: Cuscuta campestris
Lineage: Eukaryota; Viridiplantae; Streptophyta; Magnoliopsida; Solanales; Convolvulaceae
Source: the annotation of a GenBank genome assembly
AUACUUCAAUUUACCAAAAGUAAUAGUUUCAUAACCCAAGUUGUAUAGACUCUCAUGAAAAGGAUGAGCAUGGAAGAAGACCGAGUCGCCGCGGUGGAGCGGCUCGUGUUUCUCGCAAACGUUUGCGCCGCCUCGUUUCUGUCGCCGCCCGGAGCGGAUGCGUCCGCAAGUUUCGCGUGCAAGACGUGCGACAAGAAGUUCGCGUCGUUCCAGGCGUUGGGCGGCCACCGGGCCAGCCACAAGCGGGCCAGGCUCGUGGCGGGACCCACCCUGGGCGGAGAACGGGACGGCGGGGAAGCAGGCAACAAUAGUAAUAGUAAUAGUAAUAAGGGCAAACAGAUGCACUGUUGCUCUAUAUGUGGGGUGGAGUUCACCAUGGGGCAGGCCUUGGGCGGGCACAUGAGGAGACACCGGGCAGCGGCUUUGUUGAAUAGUAGUAGUUAUAAUAACAAUGGAUGUUCGGGGAAACCGGCGGCGGCAGCGGCGGCGCUGCCGGUGUUGAGGAGGGCGAAUAGCGGCAAGAGAGUUUUCGGGGUUGGAUUGGAUUUGGACCUGAACCUGACUCCGCCGGAUAGUAGUGAUUUCGCAUUUGGAUCCAAUUCCAAAACGCCUCAUACUCCAGUUUUACACUGUUUCUUUUGAAUUUGUUAUUCCUUUUUUUUUUGUGCUCGUCUGAUUUUAGGACCAUUCUUUAACCAAAUCUAUGUUGAAUUUGGUAGCAAUUGUAGGUUUAUUUUUCAAAUUUUUACCUUUUUUUUUGUAAAUUCUGUCUAAAAAGUUGAACUUUUUUGGAUAUUCCAUUGAUACGAUCCAAAAAUUUGAAUAUCCAAAUAUUUUCGGAUAUAGAAUGAGUUUUAAUUGAUCCGAAACUUUCAAAUAUCCGACACUGACACUGCGGAUUGGAUCGGAUCGAUCCGAUUGAACACCCCUAUCCACAACAAUGGAACAAGAAAAGUGUUCAAUUGGU